Rosa chinensis is the source of this 408-nucleotide messenger RNA. RefSeq lists its product as uncharacterized. Lineage: Eukaryota; Viridiplantae; Streptophyta; Magnoliopsida; Rosales; Rosaceae. The transcript has 3 exons. The record is from RefSeq and is a predicted model, not a curated record. The coding region runs from base 1 to 408 and encodes 135 amino acids.
AUGGAAAAAGGUGUAGCUAAAGCCAAGCAAAUGAAAACUGUAGUGAAAAUACUUUCGAUCAGUAGUGUUACCGGGAUUUCAUCGACUGGUGAUAGGUCAUCUGGCUUUGGAUAUGUUGUUGUGGUUGAACUAUAUGGAGAGGUCUUGGGAAACAAGAUGAGGCUAGGAUGCAGGCUAUUCACACAAGUCAGUUCAUUUCUAGCUCUGGCAGUAACUGUUGCUGCGGAAGUUGUCAAAACAAUGGUUGCCAAGAGAUAUGUUCUGGGACAAGAUGCAUUAAUCAAGGGGAUUUGUCAAAACAAUGAGUCCUAUCAAGUAUCGGUUGCUACAACGUCCAAGGUUUAUGAGUUAGCAAUUGAAUAUGGGCUCAUCAAGGCAAAGAAGCUUUUCAAUCACCUCAAUAGCUAA